CUUAUCUCAGCCAAGCAGCUGGGCUGCUACCACCAUAAAUCAGGAGCAAAGCUGGGAGAGGGUGACCAGGGGACCUGCGGCAAGGGAGGACGGGGGGCAGGCAGCUCUCAGAGCUCCAGCGGCUGGCAGCCAUGGGGGACACCAAGCCCCCGGCACGGCGGCGAUGGGUGGGAAGGGGCUGCGCUGGCACCCAUCAGGAAAAUCCUUCCCUGCGAGGUGGGCAGGCCCCCAGCCUGGCGUGGAGCACCUGGGAGCUGUUGGCUGUGGCUGCGGCCGGCCUGCUGCUGCUGUACAUCGCGCUGUGCUACCAGGACUUCCAUUUCCGCGUGGCUCAGGUGUACGCUCGCCUGGGGUACCCCCAUGCCCAGCACAUCGUGGGACAGAGGUAUUUGCAAGGUAACCUUCCCUGUCAGAGGACGAUUGUGUACAGGGAACACAAACGUGGCUCUGCACCCUGGGCUUUGGGCACCGUAUUUUACAUCCUCACCACGACUCUGCUGCUUUGUUUCCAUCUCAGGAGCUGGAGUGGAAAAAAGCAAGGACCUGGCCAUGCACUGGUUCAGGUGAGGUGCAAAAAAAUAACUCCUGACAUGGUGCAUGGCUCUUUUCUGGGAAAGUCUGUCGGGGUGUGGGAGGAGGAAAAAGAACUGGUGAUACUUAAGCAGGGAGAGAUGUGCUGCACCAUCCCACGGCGCUGGUGCGUGCCUGGCCCUCCCUGAGUCUUGCUUGGGGUCAAGACACUUUGCUCUGCCUUCCCCAUCCUCUCAUGCUUAUUUUAAGCCAGCGGGAGGCCAAAAAAAUAUCUUGAGAUCGAGACUGCAGGUGCAUGGGGGAAAUAGUUGAAUUAGGUUUUUCUUUUGUA
This is a messenger RNA of Oxyura jamaicensis (ruddy duck), 862 nucleotides long. Its product is annotated as sel1-repeat-containing protein YbeT-like. The coding region runs from base 132 to 719 and encodes 195 amino acids. The transcript has 2 exons. NCBI's taxonomy places the organism in Eukaryota, Metazoa, Chordata, Aves, Anseriformes, Anatidae. Gene Ontology annotation, molecular function: protein binding. The record is from RefSeq and is a predicted model, not a curated record.